CAGCACAUUGUGAAUUUGUGAUAUCCAAGCACCCAAAUACCGAUAAAAUUGGCUCCAACAAGUGCCAAACAGUUGGUCCCAUCGAGAUCUAAUCAAAACCACACACUGCUUCACCUUGCAACACUCCAUGUUCUGCGCUCAUGGCCUUGAUUCUUGCCAGCUUGAGUUGAUAGCUGCACUUGGACUGAAUGCUUCUCUUUUUCCCUCACCUAUAAAUCCAUCAUAUUAGCACAAUACUUCAUCAGUCAAACCACAAACACAUCUUGAUACAGAGGUUCUCUGAACUCUAAGCCAAGAAAGGAGGAGAUCGAAGCAUCCAUGAUCAUGGCCAAGAGACUUGUUCAAAUGGCGAGGAAGUGGCAGAGAAUGGCUGCCCUGGCGAGGAAGCGGCUCACGUUGGCCCCGGCGAAAGAAACCGAAGGAUCGUGCGGCACGUCGACGUCGGUGGCCGGAAAGGGCCACUGCGUCGUGUACUCGGCCGACGGGAGGCGGUUCGAGGUCCCACUGGCGUACCUCGGUACAGCAAUCUUCGGUGAACUCCUGAGCAUGUCGCAAGAGGAGUUCGGGUUCUCGUGCGACGAUGGCAGGAUCACGCUGCCCUGUGACGCCGCGGUGAUGGAGUACGUGAUGUGCUUGCUUAGGAGAGAGGCCUCUGAAGAGGUUGAGAGGGCGUUCUUGAGCUCCAUGGUUAGGCCUUGCCACACUGUCAGCGGCGUGGCGCCAUCGAUGGGACUCAUGCAGCAAUCAGCUGUUUGUGCAUAGCUCAUUAGCUCCCGAUGUAUAUACGUUUUUGUUCAACCAGAUGUAAGAUUCUGGAAACACAGAAAAUGGUACGAAAUAUAUUGCAA
Messenger RNA from Phragmites australis (common reed), 848 nucleotides. RefSeq names its product auxin-responsive protein SAUR36-like. The transcript has a single exon. The record is from RefSeq and is a predicted model, not a curated record. NCBI's taxonomy places the organism in Eukaryota, Viridiplantae, Streptophyta, Magnoliopsida, Poales, Poaceae. Gene Ontology annotation, biological process: response to auxin. Bases 319 to 762 code for a protein of 147 amino acids.